CAUAAGACUGCAUUCACUGAAACUGAAGCAACAGUCCGAGCCGCUUUCAGAAUGACAGUCUGCAGGAGUGAGCCGAGCGUGUGCGCGGAACCGGGCUCUCCUGCCUUCUGGGCUCCAACGCAGCGCCGUGGCUGAACUGGGUGCUCACCGCCACGGGACCGCCAGGCUACUAUGGAAUACAGAUGUGGCAGUACAGGUAGCCCCACGUUGCCUAGAGGAAUACAUCAUGGGUUUUGAGAAGAAAUUGUAGAAGCAAUUUUUUUUUAACACACACACACACACACACACACACACACACACACACAGUAAAGAUGCAAAAACGCAAUAUCCAUGAAGAUCCUAUUACCUAGGAAGACUCGGAUGUUUUACUGUGAAUGCGGUGUUGGGAUUUAUUUGUUCUUGGAGUGUUCUGCAUGGCUGGUAAAGAAUAAUGUUCCAAAAUCGGUCCAUCUCCCAAGGGGUCCAAUUUUUCUUCCUGGGUGUCAGCGAGCCCUGACUCACUACACUGCAGCUGACAGGGGCUGUCAUGCAGGCGGCCCCUAAGCCAAAGCAAAAGACCUAAGGACGGCCUUUGAACAAUACAAAGGAUGGGUUUCAAUGUAAUUAGGCUACUGCGCGGAUCAGCUGUAGCGGUGGUUCUAGCCCCCACUGUCUUACUGACAAUGCUCUCUUCAGCUGAAAGAGGAUGCCCUAAGGGUUGUAGGUGCGAGGGCAAAAUGGUAUACUGUGAAUCUCAGAAACUGCAGGAGAUCCCCUCAAGCAUAUCCGCCGGUUGCUUGGGUUUAUCCCUUCGCUACAACAGCCUCCAAAAACUUAAGUAUAACCAGUUUAAAGGGCUCAAUCAGCUCACCUGGCUCUACCUUGAUCAUAACCAUAUCAGCAAUAUUGACGAGAAUGCUUUCAAUGGGAUACGCAGACUCAAAGAGUUGAUUUUGAGUUCCAACAGAAUCUCUUAUUUUCUUAACAACACCUUCAGACCUGUGACCAAUUUACGGAACUUGGAUCUGUCCUAUAAUCAGCUCCAUUCUCUGGGAUCUGAACAGUUCCGGGGCUUGAGGAAGCUGCUUAGUUUACACCUCCGCUCCAACUCCCUAAGAACAAUCCCUGUGCGGAUCUUCCAAGACUGUCGCAACCUGGAGCUUCUGGACCUGGGGUACAACAGGAUCCGAAGUUUAGCCAGGAAUGUCUUUGCUGGCAUGAUCAGACUGAAAGAACUUCAUCUGGAGCACAAUCAAUUUUCCAAGCUCAACCUAGCCCUUUUCCCAAGGUUGGUGAGCCUUCAGAACUUGUACAUGCAGUGGAAUAAAAUCAGUGUCAUAGGGCAAACCAUGUCCUGGACUUGGAGUUCCUUGCAGAGGCUUGACCUGUCGGGAAAUGAAAUCGAAGCGUUCAGUGGACCCAGUGUCUUCCAGUGCGUCCCCAACCUGCAGCGCCUCAACCUGGAUUCCAACAAGCUCACAUUUAUUGGUCAAGAGAUUCUGGAUUCUUGGAUCUCUCUCAAUGACAUCAGUCUUGCCGGGAAUAUAUGGGAAUGCAGCAGGAAUAUCUGUUCCCUGGUAAACUGGUUGAAAAGUUUUAAGGGGCUGAGAGAGAAUACAAUUAUCUGCGCCAGUCCCAAAGAGCUGCAGGGGGUAAACGUGAUCGAUGCAGUAAAGAACUACAGCAUCUGUGGCAAAAGCACCACCGAGAGGUUUGACCUGGCCAGGGCGCUCCCCAAGCCCACGUUUAAGCCCAAGCUCCCCAGGCCCAAGCAUGAGAGCAAGCCUCCGCUGCCCCCCACGGUGGGAGCUACCGAGCCCAGCCCAGAGACAGAUGUGGACACAGAACACAUCUCCUUCCAUAAGAUCAUCGCGGGCAGCGUAGCCCUUUUCCUGUCGGUGCUGGUCAUCCUCUUGGUAAUGUACGUGUCCUGGAAGCGGUACCCAGCCAGCAUGAAGCAGCUGCAACAGCGUUCCCUCAUGAGAAGGCACCGGAAGAAGAAACGGCAAUCGCUCAAGCAAAUGACUCCAGGCACCCAGGAAUUUUAUGUAGAUUAUAAACCCACCAACACUGAGACCAGCGAGAUGCUGCUGAACGGAACCGGACCCUGCACCUAUAGCAAAUCAGGCUCCAGGGAGUGUGAGGUAUGAACCAUUGUAAUUUAAAACCAAAACAAAACAGAGAGCUCUUAAAAGCUGGGAAAAUAAGUGGUGCUUUAUUGAACUCUGCUGACUGUCAAGGGAACACGGUGCCCCUCCCCUCCCCCUCCCUCUCGCUGUGCUGGCAAGGGCCUUCCCUGUCUCUGAGAGUGUGUUCAUAAUACUGGUCAUUUUCCUCCCAUAAAUAGUCAACCCAUUGAAAUUUAAAUACCACAAUCAAUGUGAGGCUGGAACUCUGGUUUAACACCAUGCCUAUUGUAUAAGA
Molecule: messenger RNA, 2403 nt
Organism: Phodopus roborovskii (desert hamster)
Lineage: Eukaryota; Metazoa; Chordata; Mammalia; Rodentia; Cricetidae
Product: leucine-rich repeat transmembrane neuronal protein 3
Exons: 2
Coding region: 588-2129 (513 amino acids)
Cellular component (GO): plasma membrane
Molecular function (GO): protein binding
Source: RefSeq, a predicted model, not a curated record